Molecule: messenger RNA, 786 nt
Organism: Cylindrotheca closterium
Lineage: Eukaryota; Bacillariophyta; Bacillariophyceae; Bacillariales; Bacillariaceae
Source: the annotation of a GenBank genome assembly
AUGGUGAAUUUAAACCGCAUUCUUCUUUUGAUUAUCGCGAUGUCUCAACGUGCCAGUCUUCAAGUCCUUGCGUGUACAUCAAAGCGAAUAUCCAUCGUCCGACAUGGCCAAGCCAUGCACAAUCCACGAGCUGAAGUCGCCAAAGCAAAUGGUUGCAGUAUGGAGGAAUUCAUUGCGAUCAUGAGGGAAGAUGAUUGUCUGGAUGCCCCCUUGACCGACCUUGGAAAAGAACAGGCCAAGACUGUCAAAAUUCCUACCACGAAGUCCAAUUUUGACUUGGUUGUGAGCUCAUCGCUGUCACGGGCUUUACAAACGGCGGAUGCGGUGUGCCCUCCUUCAAUAAAGAAUGGAUCCAAACGAGUCUGUUGCGAACACUUUCGUGAGGUCAAUGGGGAUUUGCUGAAUGCUAAACGUCGGAGUCGAUCUGAAUUGGAAAAGCUAUUCCCAUCUUGGGAUUUCAGUCACUUAUCGACCGACGAAGAUUCACUGUGGACUCCUGAAAUGGAAGAAUUUCCAGCAGUUGCGGAACGAGGAUACAUUGGCCUGGAUUGGUUGAUGAAAAGGCCUGAAGAAUCCAUUUUGCUGGUCGCCCAUGGAGGAAUUCUACGAUACUUGAUGACGAUACAUCCGCUAAUUUCACUGCAAGAUGAACGAAAAUCUGCCGAGAAGCCGGUGGAGGCCCGAUUUGACAACUGUGAAGUCCGACAUUAUCGCUUGAGUUGGAUCAACUCGGACAACAUGGAAGAGAAACGAAGGAAGAUUGUCAUGACAGAAGUUGACCCCUGA